AGGACGAUGAUCCUUUAUCAUCCAAGCAACUCAUAGAAUGUGUUUUGUCAUUCUUAAGAUGCGUUUCUGUUAUUGCAUUUAGGGACCUCAAGGCAAGCCUGGCCUUCCUGGUCUUCCCGGUUCUGAUGGGCCUCCUGGUCAUCCUGGCAAAGAGGGUCAGUCUGGAGAGAAAGGUGCAUUGGGGCCUCCCGGUCCUCAAGGUCCAAUUGGCUAUCCAGGUCCUCGGGGAGUAAAGGGAGCUGAUGGUGUUCGUGGUCUCAAGGGAUCCAAAGGUGAAAAGGGUGAAGAUGGUUUCCCAGGAUUUAAGGGUGACAUGGGCCUCAAGGGUGAUCGGGGAGAAGUUGGUCAACCUGGCCCAAGAGGAGAAGAUGGUCCAGAAGGUCCAAAAGGUCGAGCAGGUCCAUCUGGAGACCCAGGUGCUGCUGGUCCUGCUGGGGAAAAGGGCAAGCUUGGUGUACCUGGAUUGCCAGGAUAUCCAGGAAGACAAGGUCCAAAGGGCUCAACUGGUUUCCCAGGAUUUCCAGGUGCCAAUGGAGAGAAAGGUGCAAGGGGAUUGCAUGGCAAACCAGGCCCCAGAGGACAGCGAGGACCAACAGGUCCAAGAGGCUCAAGAGGUCCAAGAGGUCCCACGGGCAAACCAGGUCCAAAGGGUACUUCAGGCAAUGAUGGUCCGCCUGGCCCACCAGGUGAAAGGGGACCACAAGGGCCUCAAGGACCUGUUGGAUUUCCUGGACCAAAGGGACCCCCAGGCCCACCUGGUAAAGAUGGCUUGCCUGGACAUCCAGGACAGCGGGGUGAGACUGGAUUUCAAGGAAAAACCGGUCCUCCUGGUCCUGGUGGAGUUGUUGGCCCUCAGGGUCCUACUGGUGAGACUGGCCCAAUUGGUGAAAGAGGUCAUCCAGGUCCUCCUGGCCCACCAGGUGAACAAGGCCUCCCAGGUGCUGCAGGAAAAGAAGGUGCUAAGGGUGACCCAGGUCCUCAAGGUAUUCCUGGGAAAGAUGGACCAGCAGGACUUCGUGGUUUCCCUGGGGAGAGAGGCCUUCCAGGAGCACAGGGUCCUGCUGGUCUAAAAGGAGGGGAAGGCCCACAAGGUCCACCUGGCCCUAUUGGCUCACCAGGAGAACGUGGAGCAGCAGGCACUGCUGGUCCAAUUGGUCUACCAGGUCGUCCUGGACCUCAGGGUCCUCCAGGCCCUGCAGGGGAGAAGGGUGCCCCUGGUGAAAAAGGUCCUCAAGGUCCAGCUGGACGUGAUGGAGUACAAGGUCCUGUAGGACUUCCUGGUCCUGCUGGUCCAAGUGGUUCUCCUGGAGAAGAUGGUGACAAGGGUGAAAUUGGUGAACCGGGUCAAAAAGGUAGUAAAGGUGACAAGGGAGAAAACGGUCCUCCAGGUCCACCAGGUCUCCAGGGUCCUGUUGGUGCUCCUGGCAUAGCUGGAGGUGAUGGGGAGCCAGGCCCAAGAGGUCAGCAAGGAAUGUUUGGGCAAAAAGGUGAUGAAGGUCCUCGAGGCUUCCCUGGCCCUCCAGGCCCUAUUGGCUUACAGGGUUUGCCUGGCCCACCAGGUGAAAAAGGUGAAAAUGGAGAUGUGGGCCCAAUGGGUCCACCUGGUCCUCCAGGUCCAAGAGGUCCACAAGGUCCUAAUGGAGCUGAUGGUCCUCAAGGCCCCCCAGGCUCGAUCGGCUCUGUUGGAGGUGUUGGGGAAAAGGUGAGAAUAUUGAUAAUAUCAUUUCUAGAAAGAGAAAACAUUGGAACUGGAAUAUACAUCUUGUUUCUUCUUUGAUGCUACACAGAUAUA
Messenger RNA from Meleagris gallopavo (turkey), 1792 nucleotides. NCBI's taxonomy places the organism in Eukaryota, Metazoa, Chordata, Aves, Galliformes, Phasianidae. The record is from RefSeq and is a predicted model, not a curated record.